GGCUUCUCAGGGAGACUCUGGCUCUGCUGCAGUUUUCUCGAGAGGAGAUGACGACUGUAAAGAACCAGUUAACUCACUUCCUGGAGACUUGGGACAACAGCAAAGCACUGAUACAGCAGAGUUGCAUCAGUGCUGACGCAGAAUGUGCUCAACUGAAACGGGAAGUGGAUGGGCUUCAGGUGGACCUGAAGAGGUUGGAGGUGGAGGUGCCAAAACUAAAGUCAUUCCUGGAAGCAGCAAGAGAACAGAUUCUGGAGUUGGAGAACCAAGUCCAGACCCACAAACAACUACAAAACCAAUACCAAGAUGCCCAUAUGCUCAUAAACGAACUGCAAGAUGAAAUGAAGUCUUUGAAAUUAGAGCUCCAGAACAGCACACAUGAACAAGAGCAUGCAAAGAAACUCCUGGAGAUAAAGAUUGUGGAGAAGGAGGAUCUGCGAGUGUUGUGGAGUGAACAGACAGACGCCAUAGAGAGGUUGUCCCGAGACCUGAGGGAGAAGCAGGAGAGCUGGUUGUCAUCUCAACAGCGAUGCCAGUCCAUGCAGGAGCAGCUGUUGGUGUGGCAGCAGAGUGAGGAGGAGGCGACCCAGAGACUGAAAUGGGCUGAAGGCGAGAUCAAGGACCUAAGAGAAGCCCGAUGCAAUUUGCAACAGCAGAGAGAAGAGCUGCAGAAAACUCACAUGGGAGAAUUAGAGAGAUUGGAAGAGAGCUUCAGAAGCAGGCUGAAAGUUGCAGAAGAGCACAGUUCAAAGGUUUCAAGCAAUAUGGAAAAGAAACUGAAUCUCUUUGCUGCUGAAAGCAUCAAAUUGUGCAAUGCCUUGGACAAGAUGGAGGCUUUUCUCCAGCAGAAACAGGCAGAGCAGGAUAAACAGCUGAAACGGCGAGAGACGGAGUUAAGAAGAGAGGCUCAUAUUGAGCUAGACAUUCAAAGACAGAAAAACCUGGAGCUGCUUAACAAAUACCAGAAUGAAAUCCAGCUACAACAAAACAAGAUGCCCGCUGUCAUUCAUUCAGCCACACAAGUGCUCCAAGAGAAAUUGUCUGUGCUGCAGGAGCAAGUUAAAGAGCAGGAGAAGGAGAUGCAACAUAUUCAUGAGAGCUCCUCUCAGAGGCAGCAGCAGUUACUGCAGGAGCGUAGGACAGCAGAGGCACAGCUGCAGUCCACCUUGCAGGAGCUGCAGCAGAAAACACUAGAGCUGAACAAGGCUCACAGUAACAUACAGCAACUCAGAGAAGAGAGGGUCAUCCUAGUGGAAGAGAAUUCCAUUCUUGAAGAAACGGUAAGGCGUGAGUGUGAAGAGAGGGAAGAACUAACAGCGGCCCUGACCUUGGCCAAGGAACAACUUCAGGGAUUCAAGCCCUGCGUAACAAAACCUCAUGAUUCCCAGACACGCACACGGCUCUCCAGAUCCUCAGUGGCACACCCGAACCUCCCUGUCCCAAGACUCAGUCCUAGCCGACCCCAUCCUCAGUCAGGAAACCACAGCUCAUUUUCCACACAGAGAAACAGACAUAGUUUGUCUGAGUGGAAUUCUGAUGAUGUGAGUAAAAGUGCUGCAUCUUGGAAUGGAUCAUCACAACCUGCACCCACUCUCCCCAAAAUCAGCAAAAACAAAGUCACUUCUGUGAACGACUUGUGCAAAAGCUUUGCCAUGUUGAGAGGCAGACAAGACAAACUCUGAUUCUCUCUAGAAAGAUCUUUAAGCCUUGUUCAUCAAUUAAAAAUCAUUCAAUCAUCAUUGAUCCAAAAUGGACAAAAAUGACCACAUCCUAAACUUUCAUAAACUUUCACUGACUGGUUGACUUUUUCAUCAGCAUUAGUGAAUUGUCAGAAGUGUAGCCCUUUAAAUGAUGGCUUGUUUACAAAGAAAAAAAAAUACUAAAAUAAACAGUAAGCAGAUUUAGUUCCA
Messenger RNA from Danio aesculapii, 1910 nucleotides. RefSeq names its product trichohyalin-like. The coding region runs from base 48 to 1682 and encodes 544 amino acids. NCBI's taxonomy places the organism in Eukaryota, Metazoa, Chordata, Actinopteri, Cypriniformes, Danionidae. The transcript has 10 exons. The record is from RefSeq and is a predicted model, not a curated record.